UGACAAGGCACAUAUCAGCGGUUGACCUGGUGGAGUACACUAACACAGGCCAACAUGAUUCUUCCUUGCCUUCUUGCUUCCUUCCUUGUCACCAUUGCUGCUGCCGAACCACAGAAAUGUUGUGUGGACAAACAGUUUGAAGCCAUUCUGGGAGAGUUUGGAGGCGUCUUUCUCCCCGGACAAAACACCCAAUAUCUAGAUGGGUACAACCUAAUGUCCUACGACUAUUACGCAAAGAUGAUGAGGCUGGAGGCACACAUGAAUCAGCCCGACGGGACAGUGCAAGUAACAAAUGUCAUAAUUGACUACAAAGCGGGUAAAGAGUACGUGAAAUCAGAAACCGGGUGUACAGUUCUGGACACCACGGAACAAAUGAGAGAGCCAUGCGUACCUGCCAUUUCCCGUUUCCUGGGCAACACCUCAUUUGGCUACGGCGACAUGGCGCUGAAGGUGAACACGUGGCAGUACCAGAAACCUGGCACCGACAACGUCGUCAACCUCGUCGUCACGGCCGACGGCUGCGUCCCUAUGGUUGAGGCGUCAUACGGCACAAUGAACAACGCCAAGACCGACGUUGUCUACUUCAUCACGUCGUUCCAGCCUGGCAUCAAGGACCGCAGUGUGUUCACCCUCCCGCGAAACUGUCGGACAGGGGGCAGUGCGGUCGGCGUGGUGGGAAGGGCGGUUCGAGCAUUAAAGGACCUGUUUGGAUCCUAACUGACAUCAACUGAUGUACCAACUCAAUAAACUGACGAUCUGAUUCCAA
This is a messenger RNA of Haliotis rubra (blacklip abalone), 766 nucleotides long. RefSeq lists its product as uncharacterized. The coding region runs from base 55 to 717 and encodes 220 amino acids. The transcript is spliced from 6 exons. Gene Ontology annotation, molecular function: calcium ion binding. The record is from RefSeq and is a predicted model, not a curated record. Gene Ontology annotation, biological process: cell-matrix adhesion. NCBI's taxonomy places the organism in Eukaryota, Metazoa, Mollusca, Gastropoda, Lepetellida, Haliotidae. Gene Ontology annotation, cellular component: lysosome; extracellular region.